Beauveria bassiana ARSEF 2860 is the source of this 2847-nucleotide messenger RNA. RefSeq names its product isoleucyl-tRNA synthetase. The transcript has 2 exons. The coding region runs from base 1 to 2847 and encodes 948 amino acids. Gene Ontology annotation, biological process: isoleucyl-tRNA aminoacylation. Gene Ontology annotation, molecular function: isoleucine-tRNA ligase activity; ATP binding; aminoacyl-tRNA deacylase activity. Lineage: Eukaryota; Fungi; Ascomycota; Sordariomycetes; Hypocreales; Cordycipitaceae. The record is from RefSeq and is a predicted model, not a curated record. Gene Ontology annotation, cellular component: cytosol.
AUGUCCAAAUCGUGGAAGUCAACUUUGAGACUGCCCCGCUCAACUUUUCCGGCGCGACCGAACCCGAAGCUACAACGACAGCAUCUGCUGAGUUGCUCGGACGAAUUCUAUAACUGGCAGUCGUCGCGACCGUCCCAGGACGAGCCUUUUAUUCUUCAAGAUGGCCCUCCAUAUGCAAACGGCCCGCUGCACACCGGGCACGCGAUCAACAAGAUCCUCAAAGAUAUGGUUGUACGAGUACAGGUGCAGAAUGGCCGAAGGGUCGUUUUUCGACCUGGUUGGGACUGCCACGGGCUGCCGAUCGAGAUGAAGGCUCUAGGAACCACAGAAACAAAGGGCCUCUCGAGUGUGGAGGUGCGAAAGCAGGCGCGCAAGUUGGCGACCAAGACGGUCACGGAGCAGAUGAAGGGGUUCCGGUCAUUUGGCGUCAUGUCAGAGUGGGAUAAUAAAUGGACCACCAUGGAUCGGGCAUACGAGAUUCGACAGCUGCGCGUCUUCCAGAAGAUGGUGCGCCACGGGCUCAUCUACAGAAAGCACAAGCCGGUAUACUGGUCGCCAUCAUCCGCCACCGCCCUCGCCGAAGCCGAAUUGGAAUACAAAGACGACCACGUCUCAAAUUGUGCCUAUAUCAAGUUUCCGAUCAGGUCCCACAGCGGCAUCACGGAGCUUCGAGAUUUUGACGUUCCCUUGUACGCAUCGAUUUGGACGACGACGCCGUGGACGCUCCCGGCAAACAAGGCGAUCGGCGUUCACAAUGACAUACUAUAUGCUGUUCUACAGAUGAACGGAUACGGACUUCUUGUUGCUUCAAGUCGAAUCGAAGCUAUCCGCAAAUACAUCCCAGAAGCCGAGAUUAUAGUCGACGACAUCCCGGGUUCGAAGCUGGUUGGUCUGGAGUAUCACAACAAGCUAAGAGGCAUCACCGCUCCUUGGCAGCCUAUAAUCCAUGCAGAUUUUGUCUCUGCUGAUUCGGGUACUGGAUUGGUGCAUCUAGCACCUGGUCACGGGCAAGAUGACUACGAGGUCUGCCUUGCGCACGGCAUUGAGCCGUUUGCGCCCAUCGACCACAAAGGUCGGUUCACAGAAGAAGCAUACCCUGACGAUCCGAAAGUACUCACCUCGGCGCCCUCUAUAUUGGAUGGUGGAAGCUCUUCCGUUCUCGAACUCGUGGCUGAGGAUGUGAUUGCGACUCAUGAGAUUCAGCACAAGUAUCCUUAUGACUGGCGAUCAAAGAAGCCGGUUGUCAUUCGAGCCACUCCACAGUGGUUUGCUGAUGUAGGAAGUAUCAAGGAUGAUGCAUUGAACGCUCUCAAGAAUGUCAAGUUUGUGCCUGAAAAUGGCAGAGCAAGAUUAGAGAGCUUCAUCAAAGGUAGAUCCGAGUGGUGUAUUUCGCGACAGCGUUCAUGGGGUGUACCAAUUCCAGCCCUUUACGACUGUAAUCACAAAGCCAUUAUGGACGCAGAUACUAUUGAGCAUAUCAUCAAUGUGAUGCAGGAGAGAUCAUCGGAUGCGUGGUUCUCGGACAGCCCAGAUGACCCAGUUUGGAUCCCAGAACAUCUCAAAGGCAAAUACUAUCGCGGCUCAUGCACAAUGGAUGUUUGGUUUGACAGUGGUACUAGCUGGACCGAAAUCGAAAAGCAGGUCGACGUCUGUCUUGAAGGCUCAGACCAACAUCGCGGAUGGUUCCAGUCCAGUCUCCUCAGCUAUGUGGCGGCGCAAAAGGCUGAUGGCAAACCUGCGGGCAGCAUUAUUGCUCCGUUUCGAACCCUGAUUACGCACGGCUUCACACUGGACGCGCAAGGAAAGAAGAUGUCCAAGUCGUUGGGCAACACUCUAUCCCCAGAGGAGGUCAUGAACGGCACACUUUUACCACCAGUGAAGCGCAAAGGUAAAGACGCUGGACAGCCUGAUGCUCUAGGGCCUGAUGCUUUACGCUUGUGGGCCGGCAGCUGUGACUUUACCACAGAUAUCCUCAUUGGCCCCAGCAUCCUGCAGCCCGUCCACAACGCGCUUGUUCGGUACCGGACGAUUCUCAAAAUGCUUCUUGGUUCAGUGCACGAGUCCGGCCGCAACACUCCCCUGACCAGGCUCGACCACAUUGCCAUGCUGCAGCUGUCGACGACAAUGGAGCAGGUGUGGGCGGCGUACAACAACCACGAGUUUCACAAGGGUGUAGGUAUCUUGAACCGCUGGGUCGCCACGGACCUGUCGGCAUUUUACCUGGAAGCCCUCAAGGACAGACUGUACUGCGGCGACGGGGGUGGAGCGAUCGAGCCGAUACUGGUUGGCAUGUUGAGGAUGCUGGCCCCAGUAACGCCUGUGCUGGUAGAGGAGGCCUGGGCCAACAGACCUAGCUGGAUGGUCGAGGACAGCCCAAUGGUGCACCCGGCAAGGCAGCUGUACAAGUCACCAGUCAUUGACUCUGGGCGCUUAAAGUAUGACGAGCAAAAGCUACGCGAGGACAUUCCCAAACUCUUUGCCGUGCACGAGGCUAUCAAGGCCGGGCUGGAGCCGGCACGGCUGGCCAAGGAAGUGGGCAGCUCGUUGCAGUGCUCGGUCAUUGUCACGACAGAGGAUGCCGGCCUGGUCUCGUGUCUGGCGGAGUACCAGGACGAGCUAGACGCCAUCUUUGUGGUGUCGUCGGUUUCAGUGAAUAGCGCGCUGCCCGAGCAGCCGGCGUGGCGCUACACCACCGCCAUUGGCGGUGACGAGUCCCGAGGCAAGGUGCAUGUGUUGCCGCCGGCGCAGGCCAAGUGCUCGCGAUGCUGGCGGUACCAGGCCGAAGAGGAAGACGGGCUGUGCGGGCGAUGCGAGACCGAAGUCAAGAAGCAUGAGGACAAGGUAUAG